Molecule: messenger RNA, 1472 nt
Organism: Ooceraea biroi (clonal raider ant)
Lineage: Eukaryota; Metazoa; Arthropoda; Insecta; Hymenoptera; Formicidae
Product: AKT-interacting protein
Source: RefSeq, a predicted model, not a curated record
GUAUUCGUAUUCCAAUUUUUUUACAACGAGAUAAUUUUAAGCAUAUCUUUUAGAUACUGAUACGACUCUUAUUGGUUAACAAGUAUCUUAAGAUUAUUUAAGACAAUCUUGAACAGAUGAAUGAAUACCGCGGCCGCUAUACUUGCGGAAGAAUCGCAUGCCAUCAAUCAAUCGUAUGAUUCAUGGUCGACGCCGCUGCGUUCUAUAUGUCAAUCCGCACUCCGAAGCAGUGUUGAAGUGGUCCAAUUGUCUCUAUCGAAGAUUAUCAGCGGACGUAGCUUAUCUCUGUGUUGAUUACGAUGUAGAAAGAUAUUAGAACCUGAAGUUCGACGCGCGUUCUUCUGAGCUGACUCGACAUGUCGGGGACCAAGAACGAAGAUGGCAAAGAUGAUAAUCUGAAUAGGCAGGGCUCCUUCAGGAAGCUCGUGCCAGGAAGUAGCAAUGGGGACUCUCCGUUGAGCAUGUCUGCAAGGAUGAUCGACAGGCCGAUUGUCCCACAAACCAACAAGCAGCAUGCCGUUUUCCUGCGGGAAUACAACAUUCUUUCAGAAUACAAGAUGCUGUGUUCCCAAGAUCUAAAGGGAAUCUAUGUAAUACCGUCCGCCUUGAACUCUUUUAUAUGGUUUGGUGUACAAUUCAUUCGGCAGGGAAUCUAUAAAGGCGGAGUUUUUAGGUUCACCAUUACACUGCCACCAAACUUCCCCCUGGGAGAUUGUCCUAAAGUCGUAUUUGAAACGCGAGUCUUCCAUCCAUUGAUAAAUCCAGACAAUGGAGAGCUCUGCACAACGUGGGGUUUUGCCGAAUGGAGACGGAACAACAGAAUUUGGCAAUUGAUACAAUACAUCACGAAAAUAUUUAUUAAAUUGGACACAAAAAUGACACCGGUGAAUCAGGAAGCGUCCAGUUUACAAGAAAAUAAUUUCGAAGCUUUCCGGGAGCACGUGAAAACGUGUGUGAGGGAAAGCGUGAAUCAAGUGUUUAAUACACCUCCUAUAGAUGAUCCCCAUUACAUUGCAUUCAGUCCGUACGUGAAUGAGUUACAUGAUCCCGUUAAACGAGACAUUUAUGAACCAAAGAGCGAGGAAGAAAUUAAGCCACUAGGUUUGUCGUGGGUGCAACCUGGUUCCCUGCAGCCAUUUUCAAAACCAGAAGCAAGAUAAUGAGAAGUUCAAAAUAUGCUGCUAAUGACAGCAGCGAAAUGACAUACGUCCUUAAGAGCUAUAUAAAGAAAUUAUUGCUCUCUCAAUGAUUGACACAGAGGCGAGAUAAAAUCAGAAAACCUAUCAUAUAAAUUAUUUUUCUAUUCAGAGAAUAUAUACACAUAUGUCUUAAAAUUUUAUAUAAAUUAUUAUAUAUAUUAAGCGACUACUUAAGAGAAAGAUGACUAUGUAGAAGAAAUUAGGAUAUAAUACUCUUGUGAUUAAUUUAAAAGAGAGAUUGAUUAUUAUUAAUACAAUUGUUGCCCAAAACAU